GACCCGCUCUGCAAGAAAGAAACGGAACACGCGCAGAAGGGGAACAGAGGCAGGCGCGACCGCACCACCAAGCCAGACCACCAGACCGAACCCCCGCCGGCGCCUUCCCCUGACGAGGCGAGCGAAGCCAACCCAGAUCGAAUCCCCGCCCUCCCUCCCUCCCGAAUCCAUGGACGGAUCUCACUCCCACGCGGCCGGAGGCGGCGAGGGGACGCAGAGGACGCUGAACCCCUAUGUGACUGGUAACUCAGUGAUUGCAAUGAAAUACAAGGAUGGUGUGAUCAUGGCGUGUGACACUGGAGCCUCCUAUGGGUCAACUCUGCGGUACAAGAGCGUGGAGCGUAUCAAGGAGGUCGGUAAGCAUAGUCUUAUUGGAGGGAGUGGGGAGUUCAGUGAUUUCCAGGAGAUUUUGCGCUAUCUGGAUGAAUUGACUCUGAAUGAUCAUAUGUGGGAUGAUGGGAACUCAUUGGGCCCCAAGGAAAUCCACGCCUACCUGACACGAGUGAUGUACAACCGGCGCAAUAAGUUUGACCCCCUGUGGAACUCACUGGUGCUUGGUGGAGUGAAAAAGGGCCCAAAGGGUGAUGAGAAAUAUCUUGGCAUGGUAAACAUGAUUGGUACACACUUUGAGGAGAACCACAUUGCCACUGGAUUUGGGAAUCAUAUGGCAAUCCCAAUACUUCGCGGUGAAUGGCGCGAGGACAUGACUUUUGAAGAAGCUGUCAAGCUGAUUGAGAAAUGUCUGCUGGUCCUGCUGUACCGUGACCGGUCAUCCAUCAACAAAUUCCAGAUUGCCAAGAUCACGACUGAGGGAUCGACCAUCUACCCGCCGUAUGCCCUCAAGACCAACUGGGGCUUUGCCGCCUUUGAGAACCCGUCCAAGGGUGCUGUAGGAACAUGGUAGACCUAUGCUGCGGCCAUGAGAUAGGAAAUGAAGCAUAUUCUCUGCUGCUGGAACAGUUUCAGCCCUUGUGUGAGCGUUUGAUCUGAACAUGACUCGAACUCUACAUUUGCUCUGUAUGGCAUGUUAUAAUUUCAUUUCAAGUCUUGUGAAUGUUAAGGUGGAUCAUGUA
Hordeum vulgare subsp. vulgare (domesticated barley) is the source of this 1073-nucleotide messenger RNA. Its product is annotated as proteasome subunit beta type-4-like. The record is from RefSeq and is a predicted model, not a curated record. Lineage: Eukaryota; Viridiplantae; Streptophyta; Magnoliopsida; Poales; Poaceae. Gene Ontology annotation, cellular component: proteasome core complex, beta-subunit complex; nucleus; proteasome core complex. The transcript is spliced from 6 exons. Bases 170 to 904 code for a protein of 244 amino acids.